AUGAGUCAAACUUUCGUAGACCCCCCGCGUGGGGUCUUCAUGUUACCCGUCCCAAGUGACAUGGCCCUUCCUUCUUGGGAUUUUGUGAAAACCUCGGACUACUUCAUUCUUCAACGUGCUAAAGUCUCGAGUAAUGUAUUAUUUCGAGGAGUAAUUGGUACUAUACAAAACGUGUUUGACAACAAUAAACAGUUUCCGUUUCGGAUUGUGUUUCGCAGUGAGGUGAACGGACCAGUAUUGCAAAUUGCUGCUUCACAGAAUCAAAAAGGAAUUGAUGAUGCUUGGAAAUGGCUGGAAGUAAAUGUGUUUGAUGUGGUAAAAAGUUUAGAUGAUCCAAUUGAAAAAGAGGAUUAUAUUAAAACCAAAAUUGGUUCAUUGGUUGCUAGACAAAAUAAAGGAACCGAUGAAGUUUCUUCUGAUGAGGGCGUUCGGUCCGCUUCCAGAACUUUUCGCCAGCGUUUCGACGUCCAGCCCACAGAGAGAUUAUCUAUUCUUGCGCCUAUUACAAAAAAAUUGCAACUCAAGGAUGGAUGUAUAUUAGACAUUCAAGAGAUUGUCAAAGAAAAAUCGAAAAGAGGCAUGAUUCCUGAUUCGAUUAAAGUAGUGACUAAAGAUGGUCAGGAGCACUUUUUUUCCAAUCUUUUCCAUAGGGAUGAAACUUACGAUCUAUUGGUGCAGCUGACAAGUCUGCUGAUGCAACGAUUAUUGAAAAACACUGUGACUGAACCUGCACCAGGAACUUCAAUUUUCGAAAAUGAUUUUGAUCAGCUUGUGGAGAAGGAAAAGGAAAACAAAAAGGACAAACCUGAACCAAUUAAUACAAAUGGCAAGGAAGAUACAGCACCUCGAUCUCCGUUGAUUAUUCCAUUGAAGCAAAAUCUUGAAUUGCAAAAACGAGACACAGAAUUUCAAUUCCUUUUUGGAUUGCCAUCAUCCGAACAUCUUUUAGAAGAAUCGGAUGCUGUGUUCUCGAUGCCGGACACGCAAGAAAUGCAAAGCGGGAAACUUGGUCUCUCUGAAAGUUACCUCGCAUUCGUCUCAGACGAUAUACACUCUUGCCGUCUUGUGUUACCUUUAUAUACAGUACGACGGGUAGAGAGACUCUAUAGUCGCACGCAUACUUUUGCUCUAUCAAUAUUAAAUUGGCAUCAAAUGAAAUUGAUAUUUCAAAUGGAUGGAAUAAAAAGCCAUUGUGAACAGUUUUGUAAUGUACUGAAAGAUAAUUUAAAGAAUCAAUUGCAUUUUUUGAAGAUACUUAAACCUUUUCUUGCUACUUGUUACUCCGAGCUGCUAGUGAAUGACUCAAAAAAAGAAUUUGCUUGCGGAGGAUUAGGAAUGAAAUUCACGUUUCCCGGAGAUCCAAAAAAGUUGAGAGACCGCAGUAAAACAAAACUUUGGAUCGAGUAUCUAAAAAAAAAUGGUAGAAAUAUUACCCUCAUUAGAUUACCGAAAUUUAAUAAUCUUGUUCGUGUCGGAUUACCGAAUAAAUUGCGAGGUGAAAUAUGGGAAUUAUGCUCCGGUGCAAUGUAUAUGCGAUAUGCCAACAAUGGACUAUACCAAAAGAUACAAAGAGAUUACGCGAAAAAAGUAUCAUUAUCCACAGAAGAAAUCGAAAAAGAUCUCAACAGAUCCCUUCCGGAGUAUCCUGCGUAUCAAAGUCCCGAAGGAAUUGAUACUUUGAGACGCGUAUUAACAGCUUAUUCCUGGAAGGAUCCCGAAUUAGGUUAUUGUCAGGCCAUGAAUAUUGUUGCAUCCGCUCUUUUGAUUUACAUGAGCGAAGAACAAACGUUUUGGACGUUAAGUGUUUUGUGUGAUAGGAUGCUACCUGGAUAUUAUAGUACUUCAAUGUACGGUGCAAUCCUUGAUCAGAUAAUCUUUGAGCAUUACGUUCAGAAAACAAUGCCAAUUCUUCAUGAACAUUUAAGGAAAUAUGAUAUUCAGCUGUCUGUGGCUUGUUUGCCGUGGUUUCUGAGCCUUUACAUCAAUUCUAUGCCUCUGCUUUUUGCCUAUCGAGUGUUGGACUGUUUCUUUAUGGAAGGCCCCAGAUCAUCUCUCCAAAUUUAUUUUUCCGUAUUAACUAGAUUGGCUGUACUUAAAAUAAAUGGCGAUCAACUUUUGGAGACCACGGAUGAUGGCGCAUUUAUAAAUCUACUCAAAAGCUAUUUUGCAGGGUUGGAUGAACCAGCACAUCCAGCAAGCAAAAAUCCCAAGAUUCGAGAAAUAACGAAAUUCAAUGAAGUGAUGAUUGUUGCAUUCAAAGAGUUCGCCAAUGUGACCGACGAGAGUGUCAACGACCUUCGAAAAACCCAACAAUUAAAAGUGGUCCAUAACAUUGAAAGUUUCACAAAACGAAGCCAAAUCAGGAAUCUGAAAGACACCUCAAAGUUCACGAAAGAGGAAAUCUCCGUUCUGUACGAUAAAUAUUAUAACGCGCAAUUUUAUGGACAGCAACAAAGUGUAAGAAAUGACACGCGAAUGGAUUUGAACACGUUCUAUCGAUUUCUUGGGAGCAUUGCCGAUUGGGCGACAUCCGAAGACGACGAUCUAAAUAACAAGGAUAUCACUUCGCCGCGCGAUCGUCAAGGACGUAGAUUGGUGGGACGGGAAUUUAUCAAUAAAUUAUUCACACAUUUUACUCGUAGCAGUUCUGGCGGUAUCACAUUACAAGAUGUCAUAAUAGGGCUCGGUAAUAUUAUGUUCGGUGAUUUGAUGUCUCGUAUGGAACUUUUCUUUCAAUUGCACGAUUAUAAUAAAGAUGGAUUUUUAACAAAGGAUGAAAUCUUGCAAAUGUCGGAAAGCUUUUUAUACAUAUUUCGCACUCGAAAAGAUGAUGGUCAUUUGAAUGCUGUUUCAAAUUUUAUAAAAAAUGCAUUUAAAUAUGCUGACAAAAUAGACGAGCCUUCCCCUGAUGAAAAGACAGAGGGUAAUAAUGAUCAUAAUGAUGAUACUUCAAAGACUUCUAUUAAUAAUGAAAAUGUCCCGAACAUUGAAAAAAUUAGUAAAGUGUCAAAUACCGAUGAUCAAAUACGGAUGUCAUUGCCGUCGCUUCGUAUGGUAAUAUUGGCUGACGAGUUUCUAGAGAAUUUCUUCGAUACAGGUUUCGUGUCAACUUUCAAACUAUCGGAACCACCAGAAGAACGACAAAAAGGUCUUGGUCGAGAAAUAUUUGACUCUUUAAUGAAUAACGGAGUGGGAUUAGCAGGCAAGGUCGGAAAACGAUUACGAAGCAGCACCAUGAACCCUCUUUCUCCUGCCACAUCGAAUUCUUCAUCCUCACAACGUCGUCACCUAAGUUCCUCCUCCUCUUCAUCUAACAGCGGAACGUUAUCAACAUCACCUUCUGGAAAAUUCGUAGACUCCAACAAAAUCAUUAAAGGCUCGAACAAUUCAACAACUGAACUGGUUUCCUCACCUUCCGAAAUUUCCGAGGAAAAAGGAUG
Molecule: messenger RNA, 3440 nt
Organism: Ambispora gerdemannii
Lineage: Eukaryota; Fungi; Glomeromycota; Glomeromycetes; Archaeosporales; Ambisporaceae
Source: the annotation of a GenBank genome assembly